Messenger RNA from Saxophila tyrrhenica, 570 nucleotides. RefSeq lists its product as uncharacterized. NCBI's taxonomy places the organism in Eukaryota, Fungi, Ascomycota, Dothideomycetes, Mycosphaerellales, Extremaceae. The coding region runs from base 1 to 570 and encodes 189 amino acids. The transcript has 2 exons. The record is from RefSeq and is a predicted model, not a curated record.
AUGGCGGGAAACGCUGCGCACGGCUGUCGACAAAUGGCUCGUUCGAGACUGUGCUGGACCCAUGCUUACGUUGCCUUUUGCCACUGGUGUGAAAACCCGAUCGUCUACACCAACAAAUACCCUGCGGAGUCUAUCAGCUAUCGUUCGCUAGAUGAAGCAAAUUUGGCUGCCCCGCGGGUAGUCGAGCGCGUGAUGCGAGAGGAGCACCAGUCUUUCGUGGACGCAGACGCAGACGGAGACGAGCCGAUCGAUCUCAAGCUGCACGCCGAGCUGUUCCCGAUAGGAGAUAACGACUACCAGGAAGUGGUGCAGUGGGACGAGGCCACAGACGAAGAUGGCAGCAUCAGGAGCCGCGCAAUCUAUGUGAAUCGCGAUGACGCUUUGAAGGUGACGGCUUGGGUCAGAAGAAUGCAUAGGGAUGACUUCAAUAGAGCGAUAGAGGAGUGGAAAGAACUAUGCCGACAAGAGAAGGAAGCCUACGAAAAAGAUUCUGCUGAACGCGCGAAGCAUCCGCAAGAGACAGAUUCGGAAGCUGCUGCUGCCCUUGGCUGCCUCAGUUCCUGGCAUUAG